This is a messenger RNA of Lactuca sativa (garden lettuce), 1518 nucleotides long. The record is from RefSeq and is a predicted model, not a curated record. NCBI's taxonomy places the organism in Eukaryota, Viridiplantae, Streptophyta, Magnoliopsida, Asterales, Asteraceae.
UCGGAUUUGGGGGAAAUUCGCCAAGGUUGAAAAUGCCUCGCUAUGAUGAUCGAUAUGGUACAACUCGCUUAUAUGUUGGUCGUUUAUCUUCACGGACACGCUCUCGUGAUUUGGAGUACCUCUUCAGCAAAUACGGGAGGUUUUCGGGCUUUUGCCUGACCUGGAGGUCAAUGGUGAUUGGUGGAAAAAUGGUGGGAAGUCUUGCCGAGUGUUAUAGGAGACUUUUGGCGAAUACUUUCCCUCUCCCUCUCUGUAGUCUUAGUUCCUGUUUUUAUGGAAUUGGCAACAUUCCAAUCCAAAUUCCAAACUGGUGUUUAGUUGGUCUUGAAGGGCGAUGUGAUGUAUGAUGCACUCUCUUCCUGUCCUUAAGUAAUGAUGCCCUUACUGUUUAUGGAAACCGUUUACGCAGAGUACGAGAUGUGGAUAUGAAGCACGACUUUGCCUUUGUUGUAUGUACCCCUCUUCUCUCCUCUUUCUCUUCCAAAAUCACUUUUUAUUUUUAUCACAUGAUUAUGUGUUUCUGGGGUUUUGUUCCCUUUUCUCUUCUUUCUUGAUUUCAAAACAACAGGAGUUUAGUGACCCUCGGGAUGCUGAUGAUGCAAGAUACAGCUUAAAUGGUAGAGACUUAAAUGGGAGUCGGCUGCUUGUGGAAUUCGCCAAGGGUACUCCACGAGGCCCAGGUGGCUCUAGAGAAUAUGUAGGAAGAGGCCCUCCGCCAGGGUCAGGGCGGUGUUUCAACUGCGGGCUUGAUGGUCACUGGGCCCGCGACUGCAAAGCGGGUGACUGGAAGAACAAAUGUUAUCGAUGUGGUGAAAGGGGCCACAUUGAAAGGAACUGCCAAAACAGCCCUAAAAAACUCAAACGUGGCAGGAGCUACUCGAGAUCACCGGUCCGAUCACGCUCUCCCCGCCGUCGCCGGAACCGCAGCCCAAGUUACAGCCGAAGCCCCAGUUACAGUCGUUCGAGGUCACCUCCUCAAAAGAAAGAGCGUGUGGAAAGGAGGACAAAAAGCCCGCGAUACUCGAGGAGCAGGAGCCGGAGUCGCAGCCCUGAGCCAUCUAAAAGAAGGAACCGUAGCCCAACACCCAAUGAAGACCGAGUUAGCCCGUCUCCUGAACGAGUUAACUCGGAGUAUAGCAUGAGCCCACAGAGGGGAAAGAGCCAGAGUCCAGGUGGCAGCCCGUCUGAAGCCAAUGGGCGUAGUAGGAGCCCUAGCCCGGUUGGUGAUGUGGGCCAGGGUGAGGGUGAGGGUAGCCCGGUUGAUGAAGAAGGUGAGGGUCCGGUUGUUGAAGGGAGCCCGAGCCCGGGUGAUGGUGAGGAAGAAAAUCGGGAGGGUAGUGAGUAGUGAGUGAUGAAACGGUGAGGGAGGUGUCUUUGUCUUUUGGUUUUAACCAAGACUUUGAAAAACUACUACAUGGCAUGUUAUGUCAUAUCUGUUUUUUUUUUUCUUGUUGAGAAAUAUGACUUAAAUGUUGAGAUAUUUACCUUUUACAUAUCCUGAAUUUUGAUGUUGGUGCA